Parascedosporium putredinis is the source of this 909-nucleotide messenger RNA. The record is from the annotation of a GenBank genome assembly. Lineage: Eukaryota; Fungi; Ascomycota; Sordariomycetes; Microascales; Microascaceae.
AUGGACGUUAUAGAAGACUCCCGCUACCGCCAAUCCACCCAAUUCCGCAUCUGGUCGUACUCGCGGUCCAAGCUCGCGGAGCUACGAGCCAAGACCAACGCCCUCGCGACGACGCACAUCUCGAACCGGCUCUCCACGGGCGGCGGCGCGCAAGAGGGCGCGGCGCCCCUGCCCGAGUUCCUGACGGCCGAGGAGGAGGAGCGACUGCUCAAGGCCACGGCGGCGGUGCACCUGCGCCGGUUCUACGUGACGAAUUCGGUCAUGACGUACUCGCCGACGGAUAUCUUGAAGACGUGUUUGUUCGCCGAAAAGUUCCCGAAUACGACGGCAGAAGAAGUACCCCUCAUAACGGAUGCCUACUUCCACUACACCCCGAGCCAGAUCAUGUUUGCCGCCCUCCUCAUGGCCGACAGAGAACUCGCACAGCGCUUCAUCCAGCAGUCUUUUGACUACAGUAUAGAAAAUGCGGCCAACACCAACAACGUCAUGAAGCCUAGCGAGGGCGCCAUGGAGGCGCUUCAAAGGAAGAUUGUCAAGACGAUUGAGGCUUGUAGGGAGUUGCUCGAGACGGAGCCUCCCGAGAGGAUGGAUAACUACUGGAGCACGCCCGAGGCCAACAAGGACGUUCGUCCCCUCAUUAGAAAACUCAAGAAGUGUCGCGAUCCCGAUAGGGCGGAUCUCGUGGCGCUUCAGAAAUCGAGGAGGGAGCAAGCAGUCAAGAAGGACCGCCCUGCCAAAAGGAGGAGGGCGCUAACGACCCCUUUGGACCCCCUGUGGAUGGAGCGCAAGCGAGGAGGCGAAGCGGAGGAAGAUGGGCGGGGCAUUAGAAGAUCCCUUUGGGCCUCCUCUGUGAGCGAGGGCAUGCCCUCUUGGACUCACAAGCUAACCCUCCCAUUUCUGCUGCUCUAA